AUGUCAAACCGACGGGCAGGCGACUGCCCAGAGGAGGUUGCCGACUAUAUGCCAGGCAAUGAUCUCCCCUUUGCACUUCCAACAUCAUUCGCCGCCUAUAUGACAGGCGAACGUUUCAGACUCAUGGCACUAGAGUGGGGUGAGAUGGGGGUGAGUUUAUUAGAUUUGAACUUGCAGUCUCCAAUUCUUAUAUCGAGAAAUGGAACGGCUGCCGAAGAUGAGACAAAAGUAUACAGUUGA
Paraglomus brasilianum is the source of this 240-nucleotide messenger RNA. NCBI's taxonomy places the organism in Eukaryota, Fungi, Glomeromycota, Glomeromycetes, Paraglomerales, Paraglomeraceae. The record is from the annotation of a GenBank genome assembly.